GGCGGCCCCCUCCCCCAUCGCAGCCGGCCACACCCAGACACACACACCCACCCGGGGCAGUCCCCAGCCCCCUUACACCUCCCGCCUGGCCCGGGUCCCGGGGCGCCGCCCCCUUCCCGGCCCCGGCCCCGCAGCAGAAGGCCCGCUCCCGGCCGCACGAGCUGCUCCCGUCACUCCUUCCCCCUGCUCCUCGAUGACAUUUGGCGGCUCAGCCAGCCUCCCGCUCCCCACGCUUCCUAACGCAGACGGGAGCCACUCAAGUACCGGAGUGGCCGACCCCACGCGUUCCCGAUUCUCCCUCUUACAGCGCUCACCCUCCAGUGCCGACGGGAGAGAAGGACCUUCCUCCAGGGGCCUCCUCCUCACUGGGGCAUUAACCGGAAAGAGCACACAAAAAAGGCGCUGGUGUAGGCGCCAAAAUAAACACAUCUGAAUUCAGGAUGGCAUCGACAGAGGCUCUUACUGGAUUAAAAGUUUUCAAACAAACAAAAACGCUUUGGAAGAAGGUCAGAUUGGCUCAAGUUGGUUCUUGAAAGCAGUGUGCACUUCCCUGUUUACUGAUUGUGUUGUGAAUGCCGGGGGAUCCUGUGAGCUCGUCAGAAGUUCCUGCAGUUUCUUAGGGUUGAAUGCCUGCCUACACCCUCUGGCCCCACCAUGGAGAAGGGUGGUAACAUACAACUGGAGAUCCCUGACUUCAGCAACUCUGUCUUGAGCCAUCUCAACCAACUGCGCAUGCAGGGCCGGCUCUGUGACAUCGUGGUCAACGUGCAAGGACAAGCUUUUCGGGCUCACAAAGUGGUGCUGGCUGCCAGCUCCCCCUAUUUCAGGGAUCACAUGUCCUUGAACGAGAUGAGUACUGUCUCCAUUUCAGUCAUCAAGAACCCCACCGUCUUUGAACAGCUUCUUUCUUUCUGUUACACGGGGCGGAUAUGCCUGCAGCUGGCGGAUAUCAUCAGCUACCUGACAGCCGCCAGCUUUCUGCAAAUGCAGCACAUUAUAGACAAGUGUACACAGAUCCUGGAGGGCAUUCAUUUCAAGAUUAACGUGGCUGAGGUCGAAGCAGAAUUAAGUCAAACGAGGACCAAGCACCCGGAGAGACCUCCAGAGUCUCACAGGGUUACACCAACCCUAAACCGCUCCCUUAGCCCGCGACACAAUCCCCCAAAGGGAAGCCGGCGAGGUCAGGUGAGUGCCGUGCUGGAUAUCAGGGAGCUCAGCCCUCCCGAGGAGUCCACCAGCCCGCAGAUAAUUGAGCCCAGUUCUGAUGUGGAGAGCCGCGAGCCCAUCCUUCGGAUCAACCGAGCGGGACAGUGGUACGUGGAGACGGGAGUAGCAGACCGAGGGGCACGGAGCGACGACGAAGUGAGGGUUCUUGGAGCAGUCCACAUCAAAACCGAGAACCUGGAGGAGUGGCUGGGGCCGGAGAACCAGCCUUCCGGGGAAGACGGGAGCAGCGCGGAGGAGGUCGCAGCCAUGGUGAUCGACACCACGGGCCACGGCUCCGUCGCGCAGGACAGCUACCCUUUGGGGUCCUCGGGAGCCAAGGUGGCUCGGCCAACAAGCAGUGAGAUUGACAGAUUUAGCCCCUCCGGCAGUGUUGUCCCCUUGACGGAGAGACACAGAGCCCGAAGUGAGUCUCCUGGGAGAAUGGAUGAGCCUAAGCAGCCCAGCUCUCAGGUAGAAGAGUCAGCGAUGAUGGGAGUGAGCGGCUACGUGGAGUAUCUCCGGGAGCAGGAAGUGUCGGAGCGGUGGUUCCGGUACAACCCCCGGCUCACCUGCAUCUAUUGCGCCAAAUCCUUCAACCAGAAAGGGAGCCUGGACCGGCACAUGCGCCUGCACAUGGGGAUCACACCAUUCGUCUGUCGCAUGUGUGGCAAGAAGUACACCCGCAAAGAUCAGCUGGAGUAUCACAUCCGCAAGCACACAGGCAACAAGCCCUUCCACUGUCACGUUUGUGGCAAAAGUUUCCCCUUCCAGGCCAUCUUGAAUCAGCACUUUCGCAAAAACCACCCUGGCUGUAUACCCCUGGAGGGGCCCCAUAGCAUCUCCCCCGAAACAACUGUCACAUCUCGAGGACAAGCCGAGGAAGAGUCACCUUCCCAAGAAGAGACAGUUGCUCCUGGGGAAACGGCCCAGGGCUCUGUGUCCACCACUGGGCCCGAUUGAAAUGUCGAAGGGGAGGGGCCGACCUGCUCCCCAUCCCCCCAACCCCGGGCCGUAAGCAGCCGGCAUCAGGGCCACGAGAAUGCCACAGCACGAGGUCAGAAGAUGCUCCCAAGGUGUUGCCAAACUAGAGGAUCAGCAACAUACCCAAAAGCACUGGAGGCUUUUCCCUCCUCCUCCCCACCUCACACUCUGGAAAAUAAUCAAGCAAAUCAACUUUCUAAUUCAGGGAUCAACAGCCUUGGUUUGUUAACUUUAUAAGAAAAAAAAAAAUUUUAACAGUGAUAAAUGGCCGUUUAUCUACCAGUCACAUUUGAACACUGUCCUUUGGUCCAUGUUAUCCUGGCUGUCACUUGCCCAGAUCUAGAAAACACAACAGGAGCCUUGGUCAUCGGAACCAGCCGGCCACA
Messenger RNA from Pteronotus mesoamericanus, 2573 nucleotides. RefSeq names its product zinc finger and BTB domain containing 37 (gene ZBTB37). The transcript is spliced from 4 exons. Gene Ontology annotation, biological process: regulation of transcription by RNA polymerase II. The record is from RefSeq and is a predicted model, not a curated record. Lineage: Eukaryota; Metazoa; Chordata; Mammalia; Chiroptera; Mormoopidae. The coding region runs from base 655 to 2166 and encodes 503 amino acids. Gene Ontology annotation, molecular function: protein binding; RNA polymerase II cis-regulatory region sequence-specific DNA binding; DNA-binding transcription factor activity, RNA polymerase II-specific.